Hansenula ciferrii is the source of this 2511-nucleotide messenger RNA. It is a transcript of the gene VPS16, whose product is annotated as tethering complex subunit VPS16. NCBI's taxonomy places the organism in Eukaryota, Fungi, Ascomycota, Saccharomycetes, Phaffomycetales, Wickerhamomycetaceae. Gene Ontology annotation, cellular component: lysosomal membrane; cytoplasm; endosome. Gene Ontology annotation, molecular function: actin binding. The transcript is spliced from 2 exons. The record is from RefSeq and is a predicted model, not a curated record. Bases 1 to 2511 code for a protein of 836 amino acids. Gene Ontology annotation, biological process: vacuole fusion, non-autophagic; intracellular protein transport; endosomal transport.
AUGUCAAAUCCAAACGUGUAUUAUCGGAAUAGAGAAUUAUACACUCUAUCAUGGAACAUUUCAAAUUUACAAAACUACAUCAUUUCAAUCUCAAAAUUCACAAAGACAAUUGCAUUACACAAGUAUAAAACUGAAAUCAAUGAUAUCAAAGACUCUACUAUUGCAACAGAUAUUGAAAUAUAUACAGGUUCUGGGAAUUUAUUACAUUCUAUAAAUUGGAAUAAUCAUGUUAAUGGUCGUAUAAUAGAUCUUGGUUGGACUAUUGAUGAAAAACUUGUUGUUUUGUUACAGAAUGGUCAUGUUAGGGUGUAUUAUGAUUUUGAAGGUGGGUUUAAUGAAUAUUCAGUUGGGUAUGAUGCUCAAUUAAUUGGUGUUAAAUCAUUUAAAGUUGUACGGAACGUUAUAUUUAUAAUUUUAAAUGAUUUUAAAUUGAUUUAUAUCGAUUUAACAAAUAAUAUUUCAAUACAUUCCAAAGUUUUAAAAGAUAUAAGGCAAGAAAUUACAGGGGAUUCAUUGAAAUUUAGAGAUUGGGAUAUAAUAAUUGAUGAUGAAUCUUUCGAAAUUCUUAUAAGUAUAAACAAAGAAAUUUAUUCAAUACCAAAAUUCGGUAACAUGGUUAAAAAAUCCAUUGAUGGACCAUUUCAUAAGAUUAGUAUAUCAAGUAACAAUCAAUUUGUUUCAUUAUACCAUGGAAAACUAAAUAAAAUCUUUGUUGUUACUUCAAAUUUUAAUAAAUCACUUUUUGAUUUCCAAUUAGAUUCAAAUCAACCUCCUGUUUCACAAAUCAAUUGGUGUGGUUCAGAUGCUAUUGCUCUAGGUUAUUAUGAUACUUUAAAAUUAAUAGCACCUGGUGGUUCAAUUGAUUUUUAUUUAAACCCUGAUUAUCAAAUAUCAAAUGAAUUAGAUGGUUUAACCAUAUUAAAUGAAUCUUCAUUAGAAUUCUUAAGUAAAGUAGCUAAUGAAACUGUGGAAUGUUUUAAAAUUGGUUCAACUUCCAAAAGUUCAAUCCUAUUAGAUUCUGUUGAUAAAUUAAAUAAACAUUCCCCCAAGGCAAAUGAAAAUUUAACAAUAAUUGGAUCGGAUGAAAAUUUAAAUCAUGCAGUUAAAACAUGUAUUUCUGCAUCAUUAGAAGAAUUUGAUUCUUAUUGGCAAAAAAAAUUACUUAAAGCUGUUUCAUUUGGGAAAUCUUCUCUAGAAUUAAAAAGUGAAUUUUCAAAUACAAGACAUUUCCUGAAAACUUGUGAUGAUUUGAGGAUUUUGAAUAAUAUAAGAUCACCCGAGGUUGGGUUAUUCUUGACAUCAUUUGAAUAUAAUCAUUUAGGUAUUGAAACCGUGAUAAAACUCCUUGUGAAAAGACAACAAUUUUAUGAAGCAUUCCAAAUAUCAAAAUUUUUAAAAUUACCAAUUGAUUUAAUCUUUAUAAAUUGGGCAUGUGUUAAGAUUAAAUAUAAUCCAAAUUUAAAUGAUGAAGAAUUAUCACAACAAAUAACAACAAAAUUCCAAACUUUUAAUAAUAAUUCAUAUAUAUCAUUUGAAUCAAUUGCCACGACUGCAUUCCAAGAAGGUCGUUCAAAUUUAGCCAAAAUUUUAAUAAAUUUUGAAUCAUUAUUUACAAAACAAAUCCCAUUAUUAUUAACCAUGGAGGAACAUGAAUUAGCUUUACAAAAAGCUUGUGAUUCACAAGAUACAGAUUUAUUACUCGAGACUUUAUUAAUAUUAAAACAAACAUUAUCAUUACCUGUUUUUUUCAAAUUAUUGAAUCAUUUUAAAAUUGCAUCAAAUUGUUUUGAAUUUUUUUUUACAAAUGAUGAAGUUUUAAUUUUUGAUUUUUUGAAUCAGGCAGAUCGUACUAUUGAUAUUGCAAAUUAUGAUUUGAAAAAAACAUUGACCCAUACCACACAAGUUCCAUUUGAGAAACAGAUUGAAGUAUUGAAUAAAGCUAUUAAUGCCUAUAGUUUAAUGAGGAAAAAUUCAAAUGAUCAUAAACAAUUAGAAAAACAAUUAAAAUUAUUACAAUUACAAGAUUCAUAUACAAAUGAAUUUAAUAUUGAAUUCCAAGGAUUAUCUAUAGUUGGUACAUUAGAAAAAUUAAUUUUAUUAAAUCAAAAUAAUAAGAUUAAUGCAUUUAUGAAAAAUUUUAAAAUUUCAGAAAAGAAAUUCCAAUAUAUAAAAUUAAAUUUUCUUAUCAAGAAUGAAAAAUUUGAUGAAUUAUAUGAAUGGUCAAAUAAUCAAAAAUUAAGUAUUGGAUCAGAGCCUAUAAUUCAAAAAUUAAUAUCAUCAAAUCAAUCAUCAAUGGCUUUAAAAUUGAUUCAUAGAUCAAAUUUAUCAUAUUCUAACAAAAUGGAAUAUUUGAUAAAAUUAAAAGAUUUUAAAAAUGUCAUUGAAGAAGCUUUUCAUAAAAAAGAUUUAGAAUUAUUAGAAAGAAUUGAAAUGGAUGUUGAAACUCCAAGAUUAAAAGAAUUAUUACAAGAUUAUAAAUCAAAAUUACAAACUACAACAAGAUUUUUUUGA